AUGGCCAUGAAAAAUCACGCGAUCAAAAGUGCAGAGGUGUCAAACGAAGGGAGCUGCAAAGUAAUGUGUUUGAUGGAGCCUAAUUGUGUGUCCAUCAAUGUUGGACCUGUUGUAGGAGGAAACCAAAAAUGCGAGUUGAAUAACGCCACGGAGGAAAACCAUGCUACAUUCCUUCUCGUGAACAAUCCGGGUUACACAUAUCUUGCAAUCGAGGUAACAUUUUACAUUCUUAAGAAACUAAGAUGGUAGAAGAGAUUGGUUCAUUUUCUUAGGCUAAAGCGAUAUUAUUCUUGGCAUAAGGAAGAUCUGCACAAAAGUUUACUUUGUUUUGUCAACAGAAUCCAUGCAGCAGCAGCCCAUGCUUAAACAGGGGCAUCUGUCAAGCUGGAUUCACCUAUAAAGGUUUUCGUUGUGUCUGUCGGGAAAGAUUCACUGGAGAAACCUGCCAAAUCAGUGAAGGUGAAAUGGCUGGAUUGUGUGGGCUAGUCUCUCGUUUAGUACGCGAGGAGUUACUCACUUAAGUCCCAAACUUGACUUCAAGAACAAAACAGUAACCACUGAAGUAAAGUUUAAAAGGAAAAUUCUAUUACUGUAACUUUACAUGAAUAUAGCUGGUAAAUAUUAAGGAAAAAGAAAUGGUACUAGUUAAUGUUCAUAAUCAAGUUUUAUCAGCCAGAGCAAUAGUCAGGAAAGCAAACAAAAUGCACUCAACAUCCAAACCAUUUUAAGUGGGUGUUUUGUUUAUUUUUCUGUUUGUUUCUUUUUUUCUGAUUUUCAGUCAAGGGGAACUGCGCAGAAAUCUUCAAAUCCGCGGGUAAACCAACUGACGGUGUGUACAACAUUAAACCUUAUAAUUUUCUUGCCUUUGAUGUAUUUUGUGACCAAACAACAGCUGGUGGUGGUUGGACAGUGUUCCAGAAAAGACUGAACGGCUCGGUUGAUUUCAACCGCUCCUGGAACGACUACAAACAUGGCUUUGGUGACCUGAAAAGUGAGUUUUGGUUGGGACUGGACAAUAUUCACCGGCUGACCUCAGAUAAUAAAAGCAUGCUGCGUGUGGACUUGGAGGACUUUGAAGGGAAUACAGCUUAUGCCGAGUAUAACAUGUUUGGUGUUAUGAGUGAGAAAGACAAGUACAAGCUGAUCCUUGGUUCUUAUUCAGGUAGAACCGUCAUUUCGUCGCUUCUAUUCUAGUCAUUCUAAGAGGGAGAAGGGAGGGGGGGGAGGGGUAGGAGGAGAGUGCUGAGUAAUGUAAAUAUGCUUAGCGUAUUUUAAAUCAAUAGCUUUGGAGAACAAAAGAGUGCGUAAGCUCAGCUCAUCGAUGUGCGAUCCUGGACAGGGCAAACCGGACGUUGAUAAGUCCAAAGGUAUUCGCCGGUGGAUCAUGCGCAGUUAACCUGACGGACUAGUUUAACUCUGAUGAAUGCCUCGGCAAACAUAUUUAUUAGCAUUAUCACAGUUAGCGAUUCAAUCCCUAGAAUCUUCGACAUGAAUCAUAGAUAUUACUAAGAAUACUUUUACUCCAUUUUGUUAUUGUUGAAUUAUACUUAUCUGAUAUUUCAUGAUUUCUUUUGAAUUACGAACGGCUCGUUGUUGGUGAAACAUAAUACUCAUAUUGCUGCUUGUUUUGUCAGGAACUUCUGGUGACUCUCUUGCUUAUCAUCGCGGUAUGCCGUUCACCACUAGAGAUCAAGAUAAUGGCAAUAGGGGAGGUCAAAACUGUGCCAUUGAGUACCAAGGAGCCUGGUGGUACAAUUGGUGUUACAAAUCGAAUCUCAAUGGUUUAUAUCAUCGUGGCAAUCACUCCUCCGAUGCUUAUGGAGUGAACUGGUUUCACUGGAAAGGAUAUCGUUACUCUCUAAAGAGAACCGAGAUGAAAAUAAGACCAGUGGAAUUCUGAACUGUCAUGUUUAUGGCACAACAGUGAUACAGUACCAACUUUAAUAAAAAACAUCAGUGUCGCGAUCAAGUCUAUUCAGCAUGUAAUAAUCACUCUUAAAUUGAAGCUUAGCGAAAUGUUGUUCAGGUUUUUGUUGCUUAAUCUUUGUACGUGUUUUUGAAAAUAGGAAUAGUUGAUUCUAUAGAAUUGGCCAGUUAACCG
Messenger RNA from Pocillopora meandrina, 2101 nucleotides. Lineage: Eukaryota; Metazoa; Cnidaria; Anthozoa; Scleractinia; Pocilloporidae. The record is from the annotation of a GenBank genome assembly.